This is a messenger RNA of Colossoma macropomum (tambaqui), 782 nucleotides long. Its product is annotated as glutathione hydrolase 5 proenzyme-like. Gene Ontology annotation, biological process: glutathione catabolic process; inflammatory response; leukotriene D4 biosynthetic process. NCBI's taxonomy places the organism in Eukaryota, Metazoa, Chordata, Actinopteri, Characiformes, Serrasalmidae. Gene Ontology annotation, cellular component: plasma membrane. Gene Ontology annotation, molecular function: leukotriene-C(4) hydrolase activity; glutathione gamma-glutamate hydrolase. The transcript is spliced from 5 exons. The coding region runs from base 93 to 782 and encodes 229 amino acids. The record is from RefSeq and is a predicted model, not a curated record.
AGGAAGGGGAGGUGUUUGUUUAACUGCCUUCGCGCCCACAUUCACUGCAUGACUUUCUUGGUGCAAGAUUUGGUUUAUUGACACCUGCAGUAAUGGCUGGAAGAAAGGUAUUCUGCGGCAUCUUCGUCAUUAUUUUGAUAAUAACUGUUACAGUCAUAGGUGUCUAUUAUGGGAGAAACCAGCCUAAGGACAGUCCGCCCCCUCCAACAGUCUGUCUUGUUGGAAAUUUCAGUAAAGCUGCAGUUGCUGCUGACUCAGAAAAUUGCUCGGAAGUUGGACGAGAUAUCCUGUUUUCUGGCGGCUCGGCGGUAGAUGCUGCAAUAGCUGCUCUGCUGUGCACGUCAGUCGUAAACCCGCAGUGCAUGGGCAUUGGAGGAGGAGUGAUAUUCACCAUAAUGGACAAAAAUGGUACAGUGAAAACAAUCAACACCAGAGAAACUGUUCCAAAGAACUUCAGAGGAAAUCUCUCGGACUGCUCAUAUGACAGUACAGGUAGUCAGUGGAUCGGUGUGCCUGGUCAGAUCCGUGGUUAUGAGCAUGUUCACAGGCUGUAUGGUCGUCUGCCCUGGUCCCGUCUGUUCCAGCCCACUAUCCGCAUGGCCAGAGAGGGGGUCAAAAUCUCUGAAAUACUGGCGCGUUAUCUCUCCAUCACCGAAAGGCAAAGUACACGCCCAGUUGUCCACAUAGCCCAAGCUGUUGAGGGCGCACCAGCUGCGGAGCCAGGGAAGCGGUCUGGAGAUGACGAUCCUGGCGUCCGUCUUCUUCCUGGCGGCGUCCAGUAG